AUGGUGAAAAGCUGGGGCAAACAUGACUUUCACAUCCGAGUGUGGCUGCAUCCGUUCCAUGUCAUCCGCCUCAACAAGAUGUUGUCCUGUGCUGGGUCUGACAGGCUCCAGACAGGGAUGCAAGGGGCCUCUGGAAAGCCCCAGGGCACUGUGGCUAGGGUCCAUAUUGGCCAAGUCAUCAUGUCCAUCCGCACCAAGCUUCAAAACAAGGAGCAUGUGACUGAGGCCCUACGCAGGGCCAAGUUCAAGUUUCCUGGGUGUCAGAAGAUCCCCAUCUCCAAGAAGUGGGGCUUUACAAGCUUCCUGCUCACAUCCUGCUCCCGCUUUGUCUCUUCAAUACCAUCCAUCUCUGCAGAACCAGGCUCUUUGAUAGAAGGAGCCAGCGCCCAUCUCACCGUCCACUCGAAUCCCAAUGACAUUGUCGCCACUUCGUGGUUCCGGGGCCACAAGGCCCAGCCGUCAGCCAUGAUCUUCUCUCCUGAGGGCCUCCCAGGAGCUGGGCACACUGGCCGAGAGAUCCUAGGCCCCCAAGGCAGCCUCAUCAUCAGAAAUUUGACUGCUCAAGACUCGGGGAGCUACACUGUAGAGCUGCAGACCAGUAGGGGACGCAGGAGCGCAACAGAGCAGAUAGAUGUCAAGGCCAGCAACCCUACAGUGUUAAUCAUAUCACACCCAUCGUCUUUUCUGGACAACAUCAAGAGUGACCUCAACUACUCAGUGAUCAUGUUGUGUGCGACAUCACAAUACAACACUUUGACUUGGACGCUGAACGGGGAGCCCUUCUGGUUCCAGAAGAGGUUGAUCAUCCGACGGUUGUCCAAGGAACACUUGGGCACUUACGUGUGCACAGCCAAGAACAACAUAGGACUGAUGUCCUCAGACAAGGUGACCAUUUCGCUUCCAGAAGCUGAGCAAGAGCCCAUCGAGCCGGACCCAGUCUUCUCCCUGUCAGGACUGCCUGCCAUUGUCUUCUUGGUGACUGCGAUUCUGGGGGUCAUGGUACUGAGCGGCGGCAUAGCCUUCACCAUAUUCCAGAGCCAGAGCUGCCAUCGGCCCCAAUUCAUCAUGACCCCCAUGCACAAGGGAACAGAACGGUGCCUGGUGGCCUUGCUCCACCUCCAUACUCAGUUGCAGAUGGAACGUUGUGAUCCCUAG
This is a messenger RNA of Chrysochloris asiatica (Cape golden mole), 1155 nucleotides long. Its product is annotated as carcinoembryonic antigen-related cell adhesion molecule 16-like. The transcript is spliced from 5 exons. The coding region runs from base 1 to 1155 and encodes 384 amino acids. Gene Ontology annotation, biological process: translation; ribosomal large subunit assembly. Gene Ontology annotation, cellular component: cytosolic large ribosomal subunit; ribosome. NCBI's taxonomy places the organism in Eukaryota, Metazoa, Chordata, Mammalia, Afrosoricida, Chrysochloridae. Gene Ontology annotation, molecular function: structural constituent of ribosome. The record is from RefSeq and is a predicted model, not a curated record.